This is a messenger RNA of Adineta steineri, 756 nucleotides long. The record is from the annotation of a GenBank genome assembly. NCBI's taxonomy places the organism in Eukaryota, Metazoa, Rotifera, Eurotatoria, Adinetida, Adinetidae.
AUGCCAAUGAGUUAUUAUUAUUUAGAAACUGUUUGGCUAACAUCGAAUACAUAUUGUACAUGGUGGAUAUGGUGUGAGUUUUCAGUGAAUUCUAUCAGUUUAUUUUUAAUGGCAUGGAUAUCAAUUGAACGACAUAUAAUUAUUUUUCAUCCACAUGCAAUGCUUCAAGCAUCAUGGAGAAAACGGAUAUUUCAUUUUCUAAUGCCUAUUUUUUGUCUGAUUUGGGCACCAUUAUUUUUCUUUGUGGUAGUUGUAAUUAACCUACAGUGUACUAACGUAUGGGAUUACAGUCUUAUUACUUGUGGUAUUCCAUGUUAUUUCACAAUAAAUAUUCUUGUUCAAUUUGAUUUUAUUUUCGAUAUUGUCUUUCCGAUCAUAAUUAUCAUGACUGCAAAUCUGACAUUAGUUAUUCGAGUUUUAUCUCGAAGACAAGCAGUAAAUUGGAGACGUCAUCGUAAAAUGGUUUUGCAACUAUGGAUUGUCUCAUCGCUUUAUAUAGGAUUUUGGUUACCUACUACAAUAACGCAAUUGAUUCAGAUGACUACAAUGCCUACAUUUAUGAUGGAUCAGUUAACAACAAUGCAAUUCGUUAUUUAUUUUAUCCCACUUUUGUUGCCAAUGAUAUGUCUAAGUGCGUUGCCUGAAUUAAUGAAGAAAAUCAUGGAUUUUAUUGGAUUUCGACGAAGGAAUGUCAUUAAUGUAGUUACUUUCAAUCGUGAUGCAAGACAAACUGUACCUAUUGCUACUGUUCGAUAG